Molecule: messenger RNA, 303 nt
Organism: Encephalitozoon hellem ATCC 50504
Lineage: Eukaryota; Fungi; Microsporidia; Unikaryonidae
Exons: 1
Coding region: 1-303 (100 amino acids)
Source: RefSeq, a predicted model, not a curated record
AUGAGAUACUGUGUGUUGUUAGUGACUUUUAUUGCUAGGAUGUUCUGCUCUUUCUCGGGAGCGGAGAGUCAUAAGGCGGUUGUACUAGGAAAGUAUUCUGGAUGUGUCCUGCUUCCCCUAAUCUUUUGUGGAGACGAUGCGAUUGUGCUGCCGACGACUCGGUUUGGAGAUGUGAAGGGUAGAGAUUCGGAGGCUUGUGUGAUGGAGUUUGUUCGGAAUAUCGGAGACACGGUGUUAUCGUUUACUGCUUCUAAUGUGUGCUGUAGUUCUAGGGAGCUUUCUGAGAUGUUUUCGGGCGGAUGA